CGUGACUGAGUUGACGACGAGUCAACGUGCUUCGUGCGUCGGUGUGUUUUUGUUCGCGAAAUGAGAAAUCGCGACAUUCGCGACUCGCCGCGAGUGCCUCUCUGCGGUGCGCAUGCGCCGUUCCAUUUUGUGCCGUUCGUCCCGUGGCGUGCAAAAUCAGUUCUCAGUUGUUCAGUGCCAAAUUCGCCGGAUAUCUGCGUGGAGAAUCUCACGCGCUGUAUAUAUUCCUGCUGCAUUUUUCACCCGUAUAUACAUAUCCAACGCGAACAAGACAGUGCGGCGAAUUACGAGAAUCAACUUGCGUACUUGCUUACUAAGUUACACGUUAUAAUUACAAAUUGAUAUACAAUAGUGGAUACGCGAGUGUUUGUAACCUGUACGGCCUAAAGUCGCUUCGCAUAGAUGAAGCGCAGUGCCGAGUUCAGCGAGCACGAGCGUCGAUACGGAAAUCGGAGCUACUACCCUCGCGUACGCACAUAGGUUUGCGGUGGGCGCAGGCAGCAAAAAAAUCCACCGCCACAGAAGCCGGCCUCGUGCGACGCAGAGGACACAAUACGAUCCCGCAAAAGAGUGUAGUUCGUGGUGUCUGUGUGUGCAUGUGUGUGUAGUGGCGCCGCGCGCGUACUACAUGAUAAUAUACUCGAGCGCAGCGACUACAACAGUGCAAAAUGACGGCGACGAGAUUUUGGAGCCCCGAUCUUUGGAAAAACUGGGACAAGCAGGGCAAGACCGAAUUUUUCAAGUUGAUGAAAACAAAUUAUCAGGAGGGUCAUGAACACGAAUGGAAGAGAGGCCUUUAUGAACUGAUCCUCAGUGGUGUUCUUGGAACUAUGAAGAAAGAGGUGGUUGUUACUAGUUUAGGGGAACUUGCAGAUCAGAAUCCUGCAAUACCAUCUGCUAUUGUAGAUAUUUUUACUAUCAUAGAUGCAGAAAUUCAAGGAGAAACCAGAAGUAAUUUUUAUUUUAUCGUAAGAGAAUCUAAAAAGUAUCUUACAGAAAGAAUUUUAAAAGAACGUUUGGAUACCGAUACUCUCCAAGAUGUUGGGAUUCUUAAAAAUAUGAGCUUUCAAACAAAGUUUAUUAAAGUGAAAACCAAGUUAUACUACAAACAGAAGAAAUUUAAUUUAUUUAGAGAAGAGAGUGAAGGUUAUUCCAAGCUAAUUGUAGAGCUCAGUCAAGAGCACACAGAAUCAGAUGUAGAAAGCCUUUUGCAAAUCGUCAAAUCCCUUAUUGGUUAUUUUAAUCUGGAUCCCAAUAGAGUAUUAGAUAUACUAUUGGAAACUUUUGAAAACCGACCUCAAGAUGUUGCUGUUUUCAUACCUCUUAUACGUUCAUACAUGAGUGAUAGACAAGUAUUGUGUGAAGUACUUGGUUUUAAAUAUUGUUCUACAGUUAACGAUACACCUAAAUCUCUACAAGUGCUAACAGCACUAAUGCUUCAGUAUGGAGUAAUAAACUUGGAUGACAUUUUACCAUGGUUGGUUCCUGAUGAUCGAGUAAUAAUUCGCGAUUAUGAAAAUGAAAUCAAAUUAGCAAGAGAAUAUGUUAGAAAAAUGAGUGUGAUUUCAACUAAAGAAAAAGAAGAAGAAAAAGAAGAUAGAGAUGCUAUAGUGGACAAGUAUUCUGCUAACCAAAAAUUUGGUUUAUGUGAAGCACUUUUGGAGGUGGGAGCUUGGGAUGUAGCUCAAAAUUUAUUUGAUAGGUUACCAGACUUUUGUUUCACUGACAACAAACCAAUAGCUAAGGCACUCUGCAGUAUGAUUCAUGCCCUUAUUGAACCCGUCUACAGAAAAUACUGUUUAAUUCACCCUAAACUUCCUGGAAGAAAAAUUGCUCCAUUAUCAAGCCCUUUGGCUCCACCACCUUUAAAACGUCUUGAAGAUAUUCAUGAUAGGUUAUUACCAAUGCUUAUUGCUUUAGGACCAAAUCUUCAUCAUGAUCCUGUACUCAUGUACAAAAUAAUGCGUUUAAAUUAUGCUGCUAUUAAACAGUGUUCUCUUAACUCUGCUAAGCUACCAUUACCUAAGGAUAGUGUACUUUAUUAUGAUAUACUAACAAUACUUGAUGUAGCACUUCUACCAGCGCUUUCUUUUAUGGAUUGUAAUUGCUGUGUAGCUGAAGAAAUUUGGAAUAUUUUAAAGUACUAUCCUUAUCAGAGCAGAUACUCUCUUUAUGCCAGAUGGAAAAAUGACACACCUCAGCAGCAUGCAGCAUUAUUAAGAAAACGUGCCGAUGCUCAAAAAAAAAUUAAGAAUGUGAUAAAAAGAGUUAGCAAAGAAACAAUUAAACCUGUAGGAAGGUCAAUAGGAAAAUUGACUCAUUCAUCGCCUGGAGUAUUAUUUGACUAUGUUAUAAUUCAAAUUCAAUUGUAUGAUAAUUUGAUAGGACCAGUAGUAGAUUCACUUAAAUAUCUUACAAAUAUUUCUUAUGACGUUUUAAGUUAUUGUUUAAUUGAAGCUCUUGCUAGCGCAGAGAGAAAUCGUUUCAAGCAUGAUGGAACUAGCAUCUCUCUUUGGCUAACAUCUCUUGCUGCAUUUUGUGGUGCUAUAUUCAAAAAAUAUAACAUUGAAUUGACAGGAUUGCUACAAUAUGUAGCUAACAUGUUAAAAGCCCAGAAAAGUUUGGACUUACUGAUUUUGAAAGAGAUUGUUCAAAAAAUGGCGGGCAUCGAAGCUUCUGAAGAACUAACAUCUGAUCAAUUAGAUGCCAUGGCUGGUGGAGAUUUACUUCGCAUAGAAGCUGGAUAUUUUAGUCAAGUUAGAAAUACAAAAAAAUCAUCCCAGCGUCUUAAAGAAGCCUUAGCUGAAAACGAUUUGGCUGUAGCUCUUUGUCUAUUGAUGGCUCAACAAAAACAUUGUGUUGUUUAUAGGGAAACAGAACAGUCACAUCUGAAACUUGUUGGUAAACUAUACGAUCAAUGCCACGAUGCUCUCGUUCAAUUCGGUACUUUCCUGGGCUCAACAAUGACAGUCGACGAAUACGUAGAGCGGCUACCUUCGAUUCAUUCGAUGCUCCGAGAUUAUCACAUACACGCUGAUGUGGCUUUCUUCUUGGCCAGGCCGAUGUUCGCGCACGCUAUCAAUAUCAAGUACGAUACGCUGCGCAAAGCUGAUCCGAACUAUAAGAAAAUGUCAACGUCGAUGAAGCAGGCUAAAUAUGCAGAAGCUGCUCAAGCAGUCAUGGCACCUGUAGCUAGCUCCGUUCGCCCUUUGCACUCGAUCAAAGUUUGGGAGGACAUAUCGCCCCAAUUUUUAGUGACGUUCUGGUCGCUGUCGAUGUAUGACCUGUAUGUACCAGUAGAUAGCUAUCAGCGCGAAAUCAACAAACUCAAGCAAAUGGCUAGUCAAGCGGCAGAUUCAAAGGAUAUGACUGCCAGCAAAGGUAAAAAAGAGCAAGAAAGAUAUCAGACGAUGAUCGAUAAGCUGCAAGACGAGAAGAAAAAGCAAGAGGAGCACGUGGAAAAAGUUCACGCUUACUUGAGACAAGAGAAAGACACGUGGUUUUUGUCACGGAGCGCAAAGUCUGCCAAAAAUGAAACAAUCACUCAGUUUUUGCAACUUUGUCUAUUUCCACGCUGCACGUUCACCACGGUCGAUUCGAUGUAUUGCGCUAAAUUCGUUCACACUAUACAUUCUUUGAAAACUGCUAACUUUUCCACGCUUCUUUGCUACGACAGACUCUUUUGUGAUAUAACAUAUUCGGUUACAUCGUGUACCGAGAACGAAGCCCAUCGUUAUGGUAGAUUCUUGUGUGCCAUGCUGGAGACAGUAAUGAGAUGGCAUUCGGAAAAGGCUAUAUUCGAUAAAGAAUGUAGUAAUUAUCCAGGUUUCGUGACCAAAUUUAGAGUGUCUAAUCAGUUUUCAGAAGCUAAUGACAUGGUUGGUUUUGAAAACUACCGACACGUUUGCCACAAAUGGCAUUAUAAAAUUACAAAGGCAAUUGUUGUAUGUCUUGACUCGAAAGAUUAUGUACAAAUAAGAAAUUCUUUGAUUAUAUUAAUCAAAAUUUUACCUCACUUUCCUGUUUUGGCGAAACUGUCUCAAAUUCUCGAGCGCAAAGUCGAGAAAGUGCGGGACGAAGAACGCUCCAAGAGGCAAGAUCUUCACGUUUUGGCAACAUCUUAUUGCGGGCAGCUGAAGGCCAAAGCACCUCAAAUGAUCAGAGAAACAGACUUCCAUCACGUUAAUGAUAAGGCAACAAAAUCUGCAGAAACAACGAACAACGAUUCCAAUAAUGAUAAGGCCGUGAACGGUGUUACUGCUAAAGAGACCAAUAAUUCCGAAUCUCGUACAGAAAAAGAAAGCAAAGAAAAGAAAUCAAUCAAUGUCAAUGACAGUUCUGAGAAGUCGAAAAAAGAAAACAAAGAAUCAUCAGAAAAUAAAGAAAAAUACUCAAAGAAAGAAGAGGAAGAUGCUUUUGAUAAAAAAGAUAAAAAGUACAAGGAUGAUUAUCACGCUGCGUCGAUAGAUAAUUUCGAUAGAGAUCUCUCCAGCGUUUCUAACAGCAGUGCAGGUUCGGGUCAAGAUGAUAGAGAUCCUAAGCGACGUAAAGUGGAGGUUCCAAAAGAAACUAAACGAACGGAAGCUGCAAGUGAAAAAAAGGAGCGCACCUCGGCAAAAAAACAAGCACGUGAUGACAAAGAACCACGGAAAGAGAAAAAAGUUGGCAGAAAAAGAGACAGGACAGAUGAAGUAUCGGCCGCAGUUGAUCAAAAGCGUCGAAAAGACGAUGACCGGGCCAAGAGCACGCAUCAAAAUGGAGAUCUCCCAGAGCAUAGAGCCGAUAAGCAUCAUUAUAACAAGGAAAAGUCACCCUACGGCAAGGAACGAGUUCACGAGAGAGAUGGCCGUGAGACACGAGAAAAACAUAGGCGGAGCACCGAUCCCAAACGAAGAUGAUGCAUUGAUUUCAAAGAAGAAACUUGACUUGCAUUUCGUAUUUUUACGUUCGAAUGUUGUAUUUAAAUUGGGUAUAAUUUCAUCAAGCAAAAA
Molecule: messenger RNA, 4991 nt
Organism: Trichogramma pretiosum
Lineage: Eukaryota; Metazoa; Arthropoda; Insecta; Hymenoptera; Trichogrammatidae
Gene: tho2
Product: THO complex subunit 2
Exons: 25
Coding region: 669-4898 (1409 amino acids)
Biological process (GO): mRNA export from nucleus; mRNA processing
Cellular component (GO): THO complex part of transcription export complex
Molecular function (GO): mRNA binding
Source: RefSeq, a predicted model, not a curated record